AUGGUAGACAGGACGCGGGAGCUGCUCUGCAUUUGGAAAAUAGAGCUUGAGCAGAAUUUUGACGGCAGUGGCAGAGAAAACUCAAUCAAAGACAGUGAGAGGAAGUUGCGUGGUGCUGUGGAUACACCAUACAUCAUAACAGGGCCAGAGCAAACAUUCCGCCAGAGUGGUCAAAAGUUACUGCACAACGUGAAUCUCAAAAAGCAGCUGUCCUUGUUUCUUUUGCGUGAGUGGAAAAAUGACCACUACCUCAAGCUACUUGCUGGUAAAACACUCUUCGUGUCAUAUGGAGGCAAAUGCUACAAGUAUGUGCCAGACUAUGAAUGCCAGAGCAUCACUGUGGAAGAACCAACUUACCUUCAAGGUAAUCACGAAGAGGCCGACACACUGAUCGCCUUCCAUGUUGCAAACAUUACAGGAGAUGUGGUAGUAAGGGCUUCUGACACAGACGUGUUGGUCAUACUGAUUGGUGCACUUGGCAAUCUACAACCAGAGAACCGAGCCAUCAGAACGGUCAUCAUAGACUGUGGAUCAGGCAACAACAGGAGGUACAUUAAUGUCACCAACAUUGUCAACAAUCUGGAAGACCUCAAGCCAGGAUUAUCAAGAGCUAUGCCAGGAUACCAUGCAUUCACUGGAUGUGACUUCACUUCAGCCUUUUUCAGAAAAGGUAAACUAAAGCCACUGAACAUCAUCGAGAAAGAUGACACCGACUUAUUUGUGAAGUUCUUGAUCAGCCUGGGCAACAGAAGUAGCCAUGUGGAUAUUGAGACAGCUUCUGAAUUUGUCUGCCGCAUAUAUGGACAGAGAAAAACACGAGACACAAACGAGGCACGCUACCUGAAACUGAUGGAGAUGAGUGGAAACAUCAUGGGUACCAAGUCACACAGUCAGGAGGACAACACAGAGGCGGAGUCCUCAGAUGAGGCUUGGAGUGAGGAGUCUGAAGACUCAGACCAGGAGGACUGA
Molecule: messenger RNA, 969 nt
Organism: Engraulis encrasicolus (European anchovy)
Lineage: Eukaryota; Metazoa; Chordata; Actinopteri; Clupeiformes; Engraulidae
Exons: 4
Coding region: 1-969 (322 amino acids)
Source: RefSeq, a predicted model, not a curated record